Messenger RNA from Melanotaenia boesemani (Boeseman's rainbowfish), 318 nucleotides. It is a transcript of the gene rps29, whose product is annotated as ribosomal protein S29. The record is from RefSeq and is a predicted model, not a curated record. Gene Ontology annotation, biological process: translation. Gene Ontology annotation, cellular component: ribosome; cytosolic small ribosomal subunit. NCBI's taxonomy places the organism in Eukaryota, Metazoa, Chordata, Actinopteri, Atheriniformes, Melanotaeniidae. Gene Ontology annotation, molecular function: structural constituent of ribosome; zinc ion binding.
AUGCGCAGCCGUCGUUCUUCCUUUCCGACACUCGAGCAAAGAGACAAGAUGGGCCAUCAACAGCUCUAUUGGAGUCACCCUAGAAAAUUCGGACAGGGAUCCCGCUCCUGCCGAGUGUGCUCAAACCGUCAUGGAUUGAUCCGUAAAUACGGUCUCAACAUGUGCCGACAGUGCUUCAGGCAGUACGCGAAAGACAUUGGCUUUGUUAAGCUGGAUUAGACGUCUCAUUGGAUGAGUUAAAGGAUCAUUGGAAGGCUGGUCAAGAUGGGAUAAUUCGGCAUUGCAAAUAAAUAAAUGUUUUUCUUUGUCCAGUUAAAA